Messenger RNA from Abrus precatorius (Indian licorice), 2613 nucleotides. RefSeq names its product golgin IMH1. The transcript is spliced from 18 exons. The record is from RefSeq and is a predicted model, not a curated record. Lineage: Eukaryota; Viridiplantae; Streptophyta; Magnoliopsida; Fabales; Fabaceae. The coding region runs from base 165 to 2135 and encodes 656 amino acids.
UGUAUAUCGUCAAGUCGUGGUGUGGUCGAGUUGAUCUUUUCCAUUUACUGUGGAAACCCUUUUGUCGAAGUUGAUAGAAUUUAAGAAAGCGCGCGACUUGAUGAGCUUAUCGCUCUUCUUUGAAGAAUCUUCAUCUUAAUUGUUUUUGGUUUUCCUAUUCCAGAAUGACUGAGAGUACAAAUGAUGAAUCAUUAUUGGCUCGCAUCCAACAACUGGAACAGGAGCGUGAUGAAUUACGGAAAGAUAUUGAGCAGUUAUGCAUGCAGCAAGCUGGGCCUGGCUAUCUUGCUGUGGCUACCCGAAUGCAUUUUCAAAGGACAGCUGGAUUGGAGCAGGAGAUUGAGAGCUUGAAAAAGAAGUUGGCUGCUUGCACAAGAGACAAUCUAAAUCUACAAGAGGAGCUUUCUGAGGCUUACAGAAUUAAAAGUCAACUAGCAGAUCUACACAGUGCCGAGGUUUCAAAGAAUAUGGCGGCUGAGAAGCAGGUUAAAUUUUUCCAGGGUUGUGUGGCUGCUGCUUUUGUAGAAAGAGAUCAAGCGAUAAUUGAGGCUGAAAAGGCCAAAGAAAAUGAGGAGACAAUGUCGCAACAAAUAAAUGGUAUUCAUAAGAGGGUAGAGGAGCUCACCUCAGAUUGUCUUAAACUAAAGGAAUUUAAUGAUGCUCUGCAGAUUGAUCAAGAACUGCAUAUGCAGCAAAAUGAAAAUUUCAAGAAGGUAAUAAACAAGUUCUUUCAGAUUAGGCAAUAUUCUCUGAAAGAAUUUGAAGAUACAAGUUGGGAUGAGAAAUGUGCAUGUCUUUUGUGUGACCCUGAGAAGGCAUGGAGUUUCAAUGAUUCUUCCACCUCUAAAUACAUUAGUGCAUUAGAAGAACAGCUGGAGAGACUGAGGAAUUCCGUGGAUUAUCUUCAAAAUAAACUAAGGGUGGGCUUGGAAAUUGAAAAUCAUUUGAGGAAGAGAGUCAAUGUCCUGGAAAGGAAAUAUAUUUCUAUGGACAAAGUGAUUGAGAAUGCAAUAGCAGACCUAAAGCAUCAUCAUUCUAAGUGCAGAUAUCAUAUUAUCAAUUUGCUUAGUGAUGGAGAAUCUAGUAUGAAAUCAAUAAUCAAUGUGAUUGAUGAAAGAAUCAGGAGGUUUGAUCAGAGUACUGUACCAAAUUUGACCCCUCAAAGAGAUGCAGAACUAGAAGAGCAUGAAUGUCGGGAUGUGCAUAUAAGCUCUCAGGCUAAACCUGUCUCAGAGCCCAAGAGGGAUAGUUCAAGCUCACUGUUAGCAGAUGCUGGUGGAAAAAGUGGUGCAUCUGAUGCUUUAGCAAUGGCUUUGCAAGAGAAGGUUGCUGCAUUAUUGCUUUUAUCACAGCAGGAAGAAAGACAUCUAUUGGAGAGAAAUGUGAAUUCAGCCCUUCAAAGAAAAACUGAAGAACUUCAGAGGAACUUGUCACAGGUCACUAAUGAAAAGGUGAAAGCUCUCAUGGAAUUGGCACAACUAAAGCAGGAACACCAGUUACUUCUGGAAAAAUUGGGUCAUGAGACUAAACAAGGAAAAGUUGUGGUUGACACCGGAGAAAGAAAGCUUGUUACUCGUGAAAGGGAUGGAACUUUGAAAAACUUACUGAAGAAAUCGUAUUUGAGACGAUGGAUUGGCCCAUUGGAUGUUAUUAGCCAAAAUGAAGUUGACAGUAGUCCCAAUAUUGAAGGGAAACUCUUCAAUCAGAGAUCCAACAGUAUGGAUUUUGCAAGAAUGAAGAUUGAAAAUGCAACUCUUAAGGAAAGCAUGGAAAGCAUGGAGCAUUUAACUUCAUCAAUUCAUAGGCUUCGUCUCUCUCUUUUCAAGGCUAAGGAGUCAUUGACUUCUGAAGAUAUAGUUUCCGGUGUUUCAGAAAUUCUUAAUGACAUUCUUAAUGAGGCAAAACUUUUAAGGACUGCUCUUGGCAGCUCCUUACCCAUCAGUUGGUCAGAUGAGGCAGAUGUUGGUCACGUUGGAGAUAGUGUGGGCAGUGACACGGGGCAUCAGGAAUGCAUUGAUGAGAAGAUGGAUACUGUUUCUGCUGCAGGGCUCGAAAUGGUUGAGCUUUUGAUUUUUUCGGCCCAGAUAUUGAGCUACUUGCAAACCAAAAUGAUUCCUGCUGUGGAAGUUCUAUGAACUUUUCCUUGUGUGACAUUAUGGUUACGGAUGUGGUAUUCCUUAUAAUAUGGCAUCUUUGGUGCUUUGUAUUUAUAGCUGCUCAUUCAGGGCUUGCUGGGUCAUGAUGUAAAAUUCAAAUGGAGGGGGAGAGAGAGCUUGAUAGAAAUUGUUGAGGGGAAGAAAUGAUAUCAUGUGCCAUACGACCAUAUUGCUGUACCUGGAUGUUGUGUUAGUUUAUAGCCCUCAUCGCUGAAGUUGAGUAGCUUGAGCCCGCAGCUUUAAUAUGCUCUUCUUGCUUGCCUGAGAUCAGUCGUGUGUCAAUUGUUUUGUUGUCACUAUUUGAUUAUUUAACUAUGGUAUCUAUUUUUAUAUAUUCAUUCUAUUAUUUUCGUGUUAUGUUAAUCUGUAAUAUUUUUAAGAUUGUAAUUUAUUAACGAAUCACAUAUUUUGGUUUUUGAUUUUAGGAUUUUUUUUAAAGAUCUUUCAAUAAAAUUUU